This is a messenger RNA of Cynocephalus volans (Philippine flying lemur), 9643 nucleotides long. It is a transcript of the gene TACC2, whose product is annotated as transforming acidic coiled-coil containing protein 2. Gene Ontology annotation, cellular component: cytoplasm. The transcript has 24 exons. Lineage: Eukaryota; Metazoa; Chordata; Mammalia; Dermoptera; Cynocephalidae. Gene Ontology annotation, biological process: cerebral cortex development; mitotic spindle organization; cell population proliferation. The record is from RefSeq and is a predicted model, not a curated record. Bases 235 to 9162 code for a protein of 2975 amino acids.
UCAAAGAGUGGGAGCCUUGGGCUGAUACUCUGAUCAUGACUAAUCAUGUUAAUUAAGCAUGGCUUAAUUAACUUUUUUGGCAUGACCACUAGGCAGUGGUCUAGAGAGGUGGAGCACAAUUAAGAGGUAAGCAGGAAGAGUGCUAUGUCAGUGUUGGCUGUUAUUACCGUGGAGGAGCGUUGGACUUCAAGGUAGAAGUCCUGGAAAACUUCAUCAGCUCAGAGUCCAAGAUCCAUGCAACCACCUGGGAACGGUCAGACUGUAAAAGAGGAGCAGCGGGACAAGCCCGGAAGCCCUGACGGUGGAGACUCGUCCAGCAUUGGGCUCGGAGGCUCCUGCUCUGCUCCUGAGAGUUCUGCCAGUCUGGAUUUGUGCAUCGAAUCCCCAGAGGUGACUGAGCCAAGGAAGUGCCCAGAGGAAGCCAGGGGGCCAGAAGGUUCUCCGCUGCCUGGCCCACAUCCACCCUGGGAGCAGGAGUGCCCCUCGGCCUCCAUGCCCUUUGCCAAGUGCUCACCGGAAGGCUGCUUGGCAAGCCCAGCAGCGGCACCUGAAGAUGGUCCCUUUACUCAACGCCCUAGGAGGGAACCUUCCCCAAAUGCCCCAGGGGAUGCUGUGGCAGCAUGUGCUCCCAAGGGGGGCAGCCCUACUCAGCACAGUGUGGUUGCCAUCAACCCCAGUGCAAGGAGAGAGAAAGAGCUGAAAGAAGAGGAACAGAAAUCCUCCUCUUCCUCCAGCUGCAUUGACCAGGGGCCAGGAAUCUCACCAGCACCUCCCAGAGAGCUGGUGAAGGGACAGCUACAUGCAGAGCAUGACGAGCCUGGUGGUUUAGCAUCCCAAGGAAAAGAGGAUGCAGGUGGCUUUUCUCUCCCAGAGUCCAGGCAGGAAGUGGCUUCUGUACAAGUGUCCCCCAAAGCCCCUGCUGAAGCCCAGCCGGGCAUGGAGAGCUCAGCCGGUCUGGAAGAGUCCCCCCCAAAACCCAAGACCCUGAUCCUACAAGAUCCAGCCCCAAGAACCUCAGAAAGAGAAAAAUGCCCAGUGGAGGUGCUGCCUCAGGAUUUAACCGGAGACUUGACAUUCCUCAAGGCCUGCCGUCCCACUGGGAGCAAUUCAGGGGCUGCCCAAGAAGCUGAAGCGAAUGCUGCUUCCCAGGAAAGCUGCGAGCAGCAGACGGGAGCACAUCAGCUGCAUGCAGACCUGCUCCGGGAUGCGCUGGGUCCCGCCCUGGCAGCAGGGGUCAGGAGCUCCUGGAAGGAGACUCUGGAUGCCAGUGAUGCUCAGGGUCACUUGCAGACAGGAACACAAGGAACCGAGCCCCGUGAAGCUGUCUGUGUGGCAGCAGGUGGCCAGCUCGAAGAAAGUUUGCUUGUGAGCUCUGAGUCCUCCUCGCUCACCCCAACUGAGGAAAUGUGUCCGGCUUCAAACCUCACUUCACAUCUAGCUGCUCCAAUUUUGGUUGCUACAGAAGGACCCAGCUGGUUGGCCAGGGAGACGGUUUCUGGGGAAGAGGUGCCAGUUCCUGCAGAUCCAGCUCAAGAGCUGGUGGACGCAAGGAUGGCAGGACUGGAGAAGCAUGUGUCAGAUCUCAGAAGCGAGCGAGAACAUCCAGAAGGGAGCCUGGGAGAGGUUCCUGUGCCUUCACCCCAGGACGGGGGAGAGCACUUGAGCAGGGAGCAAAGCCCUGCAGUCCAACAAGGGGUGCUGCCCCCUCCUGCUCCCAGUGCAUCAAGUGACAGUGCCAGGAGGUCACUGGAGCCAGAGGAUGAAGUCUCUGAAGACACGGAAAGCCCAGCUGUGGCUAAAGAGGAAAGCAGAUCACCUGGGGACAACCUUAGAGGACAGGAAGAGGCCCCAGAGCCAUCUGACAGUGCAGAUCCUGGCAACCUGGGGGCAGAGGAAUCUCAGGCCCUCAGCUGCAAGCCUGAUCCAGAGGUGGAAAGAGAUGCGAUUUCAAAGCUAAGCAGCGAUGCAGAGACCAGAGUCCUUCCCAGCUCAGACUCAGCACAGCCACCCCGAAAAGAAGGUGCUGGGCACACGGAUGGGCCGGACUGUCAGUCAGCAGAGGCAGCGAGGUGGGUGAUGGCAGAACCCCGUGUGGCUGAUGCAUCUGCCUCACUGCAGGAGCUCGGUGAGGAGGACCUGGUCCUGCCCCCUGCACCGGAUGGAACUGGUGAACACGCUGUUCCCGAAGGAGCCAUUGGGGAGGGGCUGGGGUUGCAAACCAAAUGUCCUGCCAUCCCUCAGGGAAGGGGAGGAUUGGGAAGAACGGAGUCUCUUCCUGCUUUAGAAUCUGAGAAAUCAGAUUUCCUGUCGUCUCUUGCAGCAGAGGUGUUACCCAAAGCCCAGGAGGUAGACAGCACAUUGGAGAUAAAGACAACAGGUCACCCAUUGUCAUCCCCGCAGAGUCCCUGCAGCUGUGAUGGGAAUGGCUUGCUCACACUCCCAGGCCAACCCCAUGAGCCAGGGCAUGACACAUCUGGACAGGAGGUUCGUGCUGACGUGCCAUGUACCCCCGUGGGGGAGAUCUUGGCAGUGGACAGUGGGCUCACCACACUCAGCCUGGAGCAAGAUCGGCAGGGAAACCCGUCUUGCCCAGGGGACAGCCAGAUAACAGAAGCGGCAUCUGAGAGGCCCCCACUGUCCUCUGAGCCCUGUCUCCAGCCAUCCCAAUUAGACCCAGAAGCAUCUGUCUUUGAUGUGCUCAGGGAGAAGGUCCAACCACCUGAAAAAGGGAAAGAGACUUAUCCAAGGGAUUCAGGUUUUAAAAACAAGGGCACAGAUUCUUCUCAAAUCCACAUGCCUUUGAAACCUUGGGAGGAUGUGAACUUGCCCACUUGUGGGGGACAGGAGUGUGCUUCAGGAACAGAACUUCAAAGUGAGCUCCCCAAAGGAUGUCUGUUUGAGGCUCCAAGUUCAUCCCCCAGGGAGCUGGCUCUGGUGAGUUCUCUGACAGAGGAGUCUGAACUGUCAGCACCAGUAAGACAGAAGUUGCCAGCACCAGCGGAGAACGGGCAAGAGGGAGCAGGCAGUGGUGGUCAGCCCUCAAGGGUCUCUCCUCCUGCUGCAGACACCUUAAAAGACUCUUCUCUCGCAGGUAACUUGAGCAGAAAGAAAAGUUGUUGUGCUGGGCAGGGACCAAACAAGUCCCAGCAGGAGCUGGCUGGUGCUUUGGAAGCCGGCAGCCUGCAUGAAGAAGCACGUCGAAGGGAGGCAGGAGUUUCUGACGCUGCUGACGCUUGGCCCCCGCUCCAGGGCUUGGGGAAGACAGAGACGGCAAGUAGAAACACAGCGGGCACCCCGCCUUGUCCGCCUGACUCGCCAGCUCUCCUGCAUGCAGCUCGCUGCCUGCCAGCCCCAGAGCCUGCCAGCCCCAGGGUUACACCCACCCAGGAUGCCCCGGAGAGACAGGCAUGUGAUGAAACCCAGGCAGGCAGGCUGCAACUGGCGCUGGCCCCGCAGCAGGAGAUGGAGUGCCCUGCCACCUCGGACGCAGAGGCUCCCAAGUUUCUUGGGAGUCUCCCAUCAGCUGGGGAGCAAGGCGGUGAAGGUGGGACUGCUGAGACUGGAGGGAAUGCUGAUGAAGGGCUCCCAAGGAUGCAGCAGGGUCCAGAGGAACCAGAGGAAGCUGCUCGGAAUGGUGGCUUCUUUCAGCCUGAGCCCUGCCUCAUGCCUGGGGAGGACGCCUCCACCUCUGCCCUAGGAGAGCCCUGCCAAGCUGAGCAGCCCGCGCCCAGCUGCCAGGAGGCCUUGCUGCCAGCCGGAGAGCUGGGUGGGAUUCCCAGGAGCACCGUGGAUAUUUCUGCACACCAGGCUGUCCCAGACCCCAAGAGGCUCCUGCUGUCGGGGCCACCUGAAGAGGCUGUUCCUCACACUCUUUACCUGCAUAUUGAUGGUGCUGCCAGGAAAGGAGCAGAAGACAGUGGAGUAAAGACUGGUUCCUCUGAGAGCCCGAGAGCUCCCGGUGAAAGCCCCUGUCCCAUAGAGGAGCCCCUGCUUGCCUUGGAAAAUGCUGGCCCCAUGAAGCUGUCUGCUGGCUCCCUUGCCUCCCUCUUGCAACCGGGUGCUGCCGGCGGGGAGAUCUCUGCAGUGCAAGCCAGCAGCGGAAAGCCCGAAGCUGGAACCGUGGAGAGACCUGUGGACUCCGUGCCCUACCUGGACAGGAUGCCGUGUCUGGCCAAGGGUAAGCAGAUGACAGGGGAGGAGAAAACAGCAAUGGCUCUGGGUACAGGUGCCAAACCCAGUGAGAUUCCAGCAAGCCGGGCCACUGAGGAGGGCAUGGCAGGUGGCACAGCAACAGAGACAGAAGGCAGUGGGGAGAGGAUGGUAGAAACUUCCCAGGAUCCGAGGAGGGGCGCAGCAGGUGGUGUGGACACAAGCUCCAAGCAGAUCGGAGGGAUCACUGGGCUCCCUGACUUCAGGCAGCACCUCACCAAGAUCUUUGAGACGCCUGUGCUCGGAGCCCUGACCACCAAUCAGCCCCAAAGCACUCCUGGAGAAAAGGCAGGAGCUGGGAGGAGUGUGGCAAGCAAGGAACUCCCAAUGCUGCUUAGUCCAGAGAAGCUUCUAGAUGAGACUCAAGGAGUGGCUGUCAUCCCUCUCCCUGCACCUCCUGCUGGGCUCUGGGUGAAGAAGAAACAAGGGUUGGCUGUAGAGGCUGUUUCACAACUGGAUUCCCAGAAUCCAGCUCCAGACAAGCUGCCAGCUCUGGCAGGGCUAGCCUUGGAGAAGAUCUUGCCAGGUGCCAGUGUGGGGAGUGAGAUGACAGAUGUGCCACCAAUAGUGAGGAGCAACAAGAGGCCAGAUGGCACUGGAGAAGGCUGGCUAUACCUGGAAGGCCAGGCUCACUCACAGCAGAGGAGGGAUGGGCAGGAAUCAGCUUCAGGUCUUUCCUCAAAGGCAGCUACUCAGGGUAUACCUGUAGAGAAAACCUCUGACUUUCAGGUGGCUCCCCAGAGCCCCAGAGUAGGGGCCGGCGCUCGAGUUGAUGGAAUUCCUUCUGGAAAACAGCACCAGGAAGCAUCUGCCUGCAAUAGUCAAAACAGAGAAGACAGUACUUGGGAUGUGGCUCACACAGGGGAACAAGGUGACGUGCCAGGAUCCACCUGUGCCCUGGAAGCCUCUUCUCCUCAUGGGAAUGUUUUGAUUGUGCCUGAGGCCAACAAUGAGCCCUGGACCCCUGAUUCACUUGAGGAUGACAGGAGGCCUGGAGGUGCCACCAGCAUCUUGGAAAUGCACAAUGCUCUGCACAACCAGAGCACCGUUAAACCAUCAACUGGAGAAGUGUUGGACACUCCCCUGGAGCCCGGCAAGGUGCCAGGAGCUGCUGGAGGAGCAAAGGGUGACGUCAUGCUGAGCACAGCUGAGACACAGGCACGUGCAUCAGGUGACCUGCCUGAAGUAGGUACUACAAGAGUGUUCUCCAGCAAGGCUCAGGACUUGGUGCUGCCAGGAAGCUGCCAGGACCCAGGCUGCUCUGACAGGACUUGGGUGAUGGAGGAUGCAGCCACCCUGCAUGGGGACAGCCCGAAUGUGCACCAGCAGGCUGAGGAGCAUCCAGGGCCAGAGUACCCCACUUCUGCUGGGGAUGGGAAGGUGGAUGUCUCCUCACCUCCAGAACCUGAUGAAACUCGGGACUUAAAGCUGCAACGCUUGGCUCCAGAAGAGAUCCAGGCUGACAGAGAGAGCCCUGGGCUUGGCCCAUCCAACUUACCUUCUGUUCCUGAGGAUGCUACAAGAGUUACAGGCGAGAUCACUUCAGAUGAGGCCAGAGGUGCAGGAGGAACAGAAAGCUCACCUGCAGCAGAUGAUGUCAUCCAGCCUGCUGCCCCCACAGACCAGGAAAACCCACCCUUAGCUGCCUCUUCCCACCAUGGUGAUGUCAUUGGCCAGGUCUCUACGAAUCUGACAGCCCAGAGCGCCUCCCCAGCUGCUGUCUGUGCGGAUCCCGCUCCCCCGGCCUCAGAACACGCGGCCUCUCCUUCUGUCCCAGCUGGUGAUGCAGUAGAAGCUUCCACUCCCUCCUGCCAGGAUCUGGCCAAGGACCUAAGCAGGAGUUCUGACUCUGAAGAAGCAUUUGAGACCCCGGAAUCAACGACCCCUGUCAAAGCUCCACCAGCCCCACCCCCACCACCCCCUGAAGUCAUCCCAGAACCUGAGGUCAGCACACCACCACCCCCGGAAGAACCAGGAUGUGGUUCUGAGACAGUCCCCGUCCCCGAUGGCCCACAUAGUGACUCAGUGGAAGGAAGUCCUUUCCGUCCUCCAUCACACUCCUUCUCUGCCGUCUUCGAUGAAGACAAGCCGAUAGCCAGCAGCGGGACUUACAACUUGGACUUUGACAGCAUCGAGCUGGUAGACAGUCUUCAGGCCUUGGAGCCUCGUGCUGCAGACUCUAAGACGCAGGAGUGCAAAGCGAGCUCACGGAGGAAGUCCACGGAUUCCCUGCCCAUCUCCAGGUCGGCGCUGUCCCGGUCUCUCAGCCUGCAAGCCGGUGACUUUGAUGGUGCUUCUUGCUCCGGCAGUCCCGAGGCUGUGGCCCUUGCCCCAGACACCUGUAGCACGGGCUCCAGCAGUGCUUCCAGCACCCUCAAGCGAACUAAAAAACCAAGGCCACCUUCCUUAAAAAAGAAACAGACCACUAAGAAACCCAUAGAAGCCCCCCCGGUGAAAGAGACAGAGCAGGAGCCAGCUGAAGAGAGUCCCGUCCUCGGUGAGGAGAAUCCAGCAAAAACGGAAUUGGCCAAGACACAAGAUUCUGGACCAGCCUCCCUGGAGGAGACGCCUGUAGAAACUGCCUGCCUUCCUGACCCGGAGAGUGCAGAAGGGGCCAUCCCCCCAGCAUCUGGAGGGGGCAGGGUGCAGAACUCGCCCCCCAUUGGGAGGAAAACGCAGCCUCUUACCACGGCCCUGGAGGCGGUGGAGGUGACCCCAUCAGACAGUGGGGGACAGGAGGACUCCCCAGCCAAAGGGCUCUCAGUGAGGCUGGAGUUUGACUAUUCUGAGGACAAGGGUAGUUGGGACAACCAGCAAGAGAACCCCCCUCCUACCAAAAAGACGGGCAAAAAGCCGGCUGCCAAAAUGCCCCUGCGGAGGCCGAAGAUGAAAAAGACACCAGAGAAGCUUGACCACACCCCUGCCUCACCCACCAGAUCCCCCGCUGAACCCAAUGACAUCCCUAUUGCUAAAGGUACCUACACCUUUGAUAUUGACAAGUGGGAUGACCCCAAUUUUAACCCUUUUUCUUCCACCUCAAAAAUGCAGGAGUCUCCCAAACUGCCCCAACAGUCGUACAGCUUUGACCCAGACGCUUGUGAUGAGUCCAUUGACCCCUUUAAGACUUCCUCUAAGACCCCCAGCUCACCUUCUAAAUCCCCAGCCUCCUUUGAGAUCCCAGCCAGCACCACUGAAGCCAAUGGAGUGGACGGGGACGGGCUAAACAAGCCUGCCAAGAAGAAGAAGACGCCCCUAAAGACGAUGGUUGAAGAUGUGAUGUCUGUAUGUUCUCUGUUUGACACAUUUAGGGUGAAAAAGUCGCCAAAACGGUCUCCUCUCUCUGAUCCACCUUCUCAGGAUCCCACUCCAGCUGGUACGCCAGAAACACCACCGGUGAUCUCCGCGGUGGUCCAUGCGACAGAUGAGGAAAAGCUGGCGGUCACCAAUCAGAAGUGGACGUGCAUGACAGUGGAUCUGGAGGCUGACAAACAGGACUACCCGCAGCCCUCAGACCUGUCCACCUUCGUAAAUGAGACCAAAUUCAAUUCACCCACAGAGGGUAAGCAGCUCGGUGGCCAGCCAGACCCCCACCCUGCCUUGGAGAACACUGCCCCUAGGGAGCGAAAGGCCAGGAGAGAAACUUCUGAGCCAGAGCUGGAUUACAGAAACUCCUAUGAAAUCGAAUACAUGGAAAAAAUUGGCUCCUCCUUACCUCAGGACGAUGACGCCCCGAAGAAGCAGGCCUUGUACCUUAUGUUCGACACUUCUCAGGAGAGCCCCAUCAAGUCUCCUCCUGUCCGGAUGUCGGACUCCCCGACGCCAGGUUCAGGGUCAAGUUUUGAGGAGACCGAAGCCCUGGUGAAUGCCACAGCCAAAAUCCAGCAUCCUGUCGUGCGAGGGCUGACCUCCAACCAAGAGCCACACUUGCAGGUGCCAGAGAAUUCCUCCCAGAAAGAGCUGGAGGCCAUGGCCUUGGGCAGUCCUUCAGAGGCGAUCGAAAUCACAGCUCCCGAGGGCUCCCUGGCCUCUGCCGAUGCCCUGCUCAGCAGGCUAGCCCACCCUGCCUCUCUCUGUGGCGCGCUUGACUAUCUGGAGCCCGACUUAGCAGAAAAGAACCCCCCAGUAUUUGCUCAGAAACUUCAGGAGGAGUUAGAGUUUGCCAUCAUGCGGAUAGAAGCUCUGAAGCUGGCCAGGCAGAUUGCCCUGGCUUCGCGCAGCCGCCAAGACACCAAGAGAGAGGCUGCUCACCCAACAGAUGUCUCCAUCUCCAAAACAGCCUUGUACUCCCGCAUCGGGACCUCUGAGUUGGAGAAGUCUGCGGGCCUUCUGUUCCAGCAGCCUGACUUGGACUCUGCACUCCAGAUCGCUAGAGCAGAGAUCAUAACCAAGGAGAGGGAGGUCUCGGAAUGGAAGGAUAAAUAUGAAGAAAGCAGGCGGGAAGUGAUGGAAAUGAGGAAAAUAGUGGCCGAGUAUGAGAAGACCAUCGCUCAGAUGAUAGAGGAUGAACAGAGAGAGAAGUCGGUCUCCCACCAAACAGUCCAGCAGCUGGUCCUGGAGAAGGAGCAAGCCCUGGCUGACCUGAACUCUGUGGAGAAGUCUCUGGCUGACCUUUUCAGGAGAUAUGAGAAGAUGAAGGAGGUUCUGGAAGGCUUCCGCAAGAAUGAAGAGGUGUUGAAGAAGUGUGCACAGGAGUACCUGUCCCGAGUGAAGAAGGAGGAGCAGAGGUACCAGGCUCUGAAGGUGCACGCAGAGGAGAAACUGGACAGGGCCAACGCUGAGAUUGCCCAGGUUCGAGGCAAGGCCCAGCAGGAGCAAGCCGCCUACCAGGCCAGCUUGCGGAAGGAGCAGCUGCGAGUGGACGCUCUGGAAAGAACGCUGGAGCAGAAGAAUAAAGAGAUAGAAGAACUCACCAAGAUUUGUGAUGAACUGAUUGCCAAAAUGGGGAAAAGCUAACUUGGAACCAAAUGUUUGGACUUGACCGUUGCGUGCAAUAUGACCGUCGGCACACUGCUGUCCUUCCAGUUUCACGGGCAGGUUCUGUUUUCACUUUUUCGUAUGCACUACUGUAUUUCCUUUCUAAAUAAGAUUGAUUUGAUUGUAUGCAGUACUGAGGAGACUAUCAGAAAUUCUUGCUAUUGGUUUGCAUUUUCCUAGUAUAAUUCAUAGCAAGUUGACCUCAGAGUUCCUGUAUCAGGGAGAUUGUCUGAUCCUCUAAUAAAAGACAAAUUGCUGACCUUGGCCUUGCCCUUUGUACACGAGUUCCCAGGGUGAGCAGCUUUUCGACUUCAUAUGAACAUGUACAGCGUGCAUAGGGACUCUUGCCUUAAGGAGUGUAAACUUGAUCUGCAUUUGCUGAUUUGUUAAAAAAAAAAUGCAUGUUUCAAAUAAGAUUCUCUAUUGUAAAUAAAUUUUUUUCUUUGGAUCUUGGCAAUAA